AUGUGCCUUUGUUGUCUUCUCACCUGGUCAGUCUUCCUCUUGGCUUCCACACAUGCUGCCUGCUUUCACUCCAGUAACGACGCCGAUGCCACAAGGCUGGCGGAAGAGCUGACCUGGGCUGUCCGUCUGGACCCCUCUCAAGGCUCUGGACGGAGAGAGGAGUUGGAUGCCCUCGCCAAUGAACUUUCGGACGCUGCAGGGCUUGAAAACCGAGGAGUUGUUGGAGAAUUAAAAGACCAUUACCUGUUUGUACAUAUAGGUGAUGCACAUUGUCAUGACGAAGUUCGUCAGACAGUUCAUGACCUUUUCACACAACAUGACAGCGUGAGAUGGUUCUCAGAACAAAAACUACUGAAGAGAUCCAAAAGGAGCUUGCACUUUAAUGAUCCUAAAUUUCCUUUACAGUGGCAUUUGAACAAUACUCGUUACCCUGGAAUGGACAUUAAUAUUACUGGUGUGUGGGAAAGAAAUGUUACUGGCCAUGGAGUCACUGUGGUGGUUGUUGAUGAUGGUGUCCAAUACACAAACCAGGACAUUCAGUCAAAUUAUAGUCCGGAAGGUAGCUAUGACCUCAACUCCAAUGAUCCAGACCCAAUGCCUCAUCCUGACAAAUUUAGUGACAACCAUCACGGAACCCGCUGUGCAGGGGAAAUUGCAGCAGUGCCCAACAAUAAUUUCUGUGCAGUUGGUGUGGCCUAUGGAAGCAAAAUUGCAGGAAUCAGAGUUCUCGACGGCCCUCUCACCGACAGCAUGGAGGCAAUUGCUUUCAACAAACACUAUCAGAUCAAUGAUAUCUACAGUUGCAGCUGGGGCCCUGAUGAUGAUGGGAAGACUGUUGAUGGACCUCAUCAGCUGGGAAAGGCUGCCCUGCAGCACGGAGUCAUUGCUGGACGGAAAGGAUUUGGAAGCAUUUUUGUAGUGGCCAGUGGUAAUGGAGGCCAAUACAAUGACAACUGUAAUUAUGAUGGAUAUGCCAACUCUAUUUAUACUGUCACUAUAGGUGCUGUUAAUGAAGCUGGUAAAAUGCCUUUCUAUGCAGAAGAGUGUGCUUCAAUGUUGGCAGUGACCUUUAGCAGUGGGGACAGACAGAUGAGGAGUAUUGUGACUUCAGACUGGGACCUGCAGAAAGGCACAGGUUGCACAGAAGGCCACACAGGAACUUCUGCAGCAGCUCCUAUUGCUGCAGGAAUGAUCGCUUUGAUGCUGCAGGUCCGACCUUGCCUGACAUGGAGAGAUAUCCAGCAUAUAAUCGUAUUUACUGCAACAAAGGUACAGUAA
Molecule: messenger RNA, 1278 nt
Organism: Staurois parvus
Lineage: Eukaryota; Metazoa; Chordata; Amphibia; Anura; Ranidae
Source: the annotation of a GenBank genome assembly